Molecule: messenger RNA, 1226 nt
Organism: Strongylocentrotus purpuratus (purple sea urchin)
Lineage: Eukaryota; Metazoa; Echinodermata; Echinoidea; Camarodonta; Strongylocentrotidae
Product: bursicon-like
Exons: 2
Coding region: 626-1033 (135 amino acids)
Biological process (GO): animal organ morphogenesis
Molecular function (GO): receptor ligand activity; BMP binding
Source: RefSeq, a predicted model, not a curated record
AUCGCGAGCGUGAUGCGUUAGGUUUAGCUGUCAUCAUCGAGUGGGAACGAGAGAGAGAGAGGAAAAGAAAGAGAGAGACAGAGACGCGACGUAAACACACUAGCCACAGAAUGGUCGUCUGCCAGCCGAAUUUUGCAUCUGACACCUUUCCCGCGCCCGCCAAUUUAUUAUUCCAAUGUCACUGACCAUCGCCUGCUCGCAUUUCCGUUCAAGUUUUUUUCGUAAUUCAAACAGGCGACCGUCUUCUUUUCCUCAAUAUCAUAAUUUCAACUCCGCACAGAAAUCAAAAUGCGAUGCUAAAUCAUUUUGAUCGCAGAUUUUGUUACUUUGCCAUUGAUCUGAUGUCAUUAUAUUCGUCGAUAUUCUAUUCUGCCCUGCAUGGAUGAGAAGAAAUUGAAUUGAAAGAGUUUGUUUGGGAUCGCUGGCUGCUUAGGGCGGCAGCAACACAUGCAGUGUCAACCUAAAGAAGGCAUACAAGAGCAGACACAUCUAGGCAAACAACAGCUGAAGACAACCUUAUACAACCCGUGCAGUCGAGAACAACAUCAACCAUCUCUGUGACGUCACAACCCCAAAGAUCAAGGUGAUAUCAACGUCACACGAUACAUUCCAUCACUAGAUCACCAUGGCAACACUAACCACGACACAAUCUUCAUUGUUGAUGUUGGCCCUGAUUCUCCUCUCACUGACUACGUCAUCACUGGUCCUGGCUGACUGCCGUAAGCUUGGUCUUCAGUACAAACUCGCCAGACCAGGUUGCCGACCAGUCACCUUGGACUCGGUAGGCUGUAGAGGCACCUGUAGCGGCUACACAAGGAUAUCACCCAAUAAUUACCUCGAGGUGGAACGAUCCUGCACCUGUUGUCAAGAGAUGGGUUUCCUAGAGCGCACUCAACGGUUACAAUGCCCCACCCUUAAUCCUCCCUUUCGUGACGUCACAUAUAGGAUACCAAGGCGUUGUUCGUGUCGUCCAUGCCGGUCAGUGGCGAGUGUGAGUCGAGUUCAGACGCUAGAAGAUCUACGGCUGGGUUGAGGUCUAGGACCUAGGUCUCUUAUAUGAACUAUAAUACUUGUGUCCAAAUGUCAGAUUUACAGAGUACUAUUUUUAUGACGAAGACGACGACGACGGCAAUGGUGACACUGAUGACGAAUUGCACAUCCAGUGUGAUAAAAAAUUGAAAGAUUUUAAAAAUCGUGCACAUACCUUAAUCAUAUCUUCUUCUUUU